AUGCGAUUCGUCUUCAAAGCUAGUCGAGAAGAAAUCGUCAAUGCAACCAGUCUGCAAGACGUCAAAACUUCGAUGGCUGACGAAUACAAAAAGAUGUCAAAUCUUGUAAUUCGAGUUGGAGUUCGCCGAAUGGUUUAUGAAACGAUGGGUAUGUUUAUGAACAUGACAGAUGAAAUUCGAUUGAGGUAA
Caenorhabditis briggsae is the source of this 189-nucleotide messenger RNA. The transcript has a single exon. Bases 1 to 189 code for a protein of 62 amino acids. The record is from RefSeq and is a predicted model, not a curated record. Lineage: Eukaryota; Metazoa; Nematoda; Chromadorea; Rhabditida; Rhabditidae.